AUGCUAUUCAGUGAUAAAACAACAGGGAAAGCUUACUAUAACUUAAAUGUGUUGGUUCCUAAAAUCAUCUGCUUCUUAAUCGUCAUCUCGCUUAUUGUCUUCGUGUUCAGCUAUUAUUUGCAAAUUAGAAUCAAAACGGUUGAACGAAAGCGUAAUUCGGUGAUGGAAUUCGAGCCAGCACUGUGGCGGGAAGACAUUGAUUCGGCCAUUCAAGCUGCACAAGAACAACGGUCCGCCACCGAAACAACGCAUUGCGGUGGAUUUUGGGCGAGACGAUCGAGGAGACGGUUGGGUAAAUUAUUUUUUCGCUUUGGAAGACUUCUACCCGACGAGCCACCACCACUCGAUUUGGCACCGAAAACGAGACGAAGAGCGAAAGGCAGUGGACAACUCGUU
Mesorhabditis belari is the source of this 396-nucleotide messenger RNA. The record is from the annotation of a GenBank genome assembly. Lineage: Eukaryota; Metazoa; Nematoda; Chromadorea; Rhabditida; Rhabditidae.